Erigeron canadensis is the source of this 1601-nucleotide messenger RNA. RefSeq names its product transcription factor TGA2.2-like. Lineage: Eukaryota; Viridiplantae; Streptophyta; Magnoliopsida; Asterales; Asteraceae. The record is from RefSeq and is a predicted model, not a curated record. Gene Ontology annotation, molecular function: sequence-specific DNA binding; DNA-binding transcription factor activity. The transcript has 9 exons. Bases 292 to 1281 code for a protein of 329 amino acids. Gene Ontology annotation, biological process: regulation of DNA-templated transcription; DNA-templated transcription.
UUGAUUUUAAGGAAAAUAAACAAACAGUAUAUCGUCAAAACAAACUCUUUUCUUUCAUUUUUCUCUCUCUCAUGAAAAGCUGGAAAGAAUUGUACAACACCACAUACUGACUGACUAUCAAAGAAAGAAAAAGAAAUUAAAAAAGAAGAAGAGAGAAUCAAACAGUGAUUUUUGAUCUUUCAGAUUUACAUCAUUUGUCAAUUUGGGUUCUCAAAUUCUAGUCUGUGGGAUAUCUAUAAAGAUAUACGAUACUGUUUCACGUUUGUACGGCGUGCUCGUGAUUGGAAGUUCAUGAUGGCGGAGAUGAGUCCAAUGACCGAUACUUCCACUGAUGGGGACACCGAUGAUAAGGUUAUGGGGUUUCAUAGUGGUAAUUCGCUUGGGCAUGUGGUUUCUGAUGCUAGUGAUAAAUCGAGGGAUCAGAAGACACUUCGUAGGCUUGCUCAAAAUCGUGAAGCAGCAAGAAAAAGUCGUUUGCGUAAGAAAGCAUAUGUUCAGCAGCUUGAAACUAGCAGAAUGAAGUUGAGCCAACUUGAGCAAGAGCUUCAACGAGCUAGGCAGCAGGGCGUCUACAUUUCAAGUUCAGGAGAACAAACUCAAUCUACCAGUGGAAAUGGGGCCUCAUCUUUCCAUGUUGAAUAUGCACGGUGGCUGGAAGAGCAAAACCGGAGAAUUAGUGAGCUAAGAGAAGCUGUUAGCUCACAUGCUGCUGAUGGUGAACUUCGUACUAUUGUUGAUGGAUGUGUGGCACAUUAUGAAGAAAUAUUCAGAACAAAAGGUGAUGCUGCAAAGGCUGAUGUCUUCCACAUUCUAUCAGGCAUGUGGAAAACACCUGCAGAACGGUGUUUUCUUUGGUUGGGUGGAUUCCGUUCUUCAGAACUCCUCAAGCUACUGAUAACCCAGUUGGAGCCCUUAACAGAGCAGCAGUUAUUGGCCAUCAAUAGCUUGCAGCAAACAUCACAGCAAGCAGAGGACGCCUUAUCACAAGGAAUGGAUGCAUUGCAACAGUCUUUAGCCGAGACAUUAGCAGGCUCACUUGUGCCCUCGGGUUCAUCAGGCAAUGUAGCAAAUUAUAUGGGUCAGAUGGCGAUGGCUAUGGGUAAACUAGGAACGCUUGAGGGCUUCAUUCGUCAGGCAGACAACUUGAGGCAACAAACAUUGCAACAAAUGCACCGAAUAUUGACAACACGCCAAUCAGCUAGAGCACUUAUAGCCAUCAAUGACUAUUUCUCACGUCUUCGGGCCCUUAGUUCAUUAUGGAUUGCACGCCCCCGCGAAUGAUAUUCUCUUCCAAUAUUUCUGAAUUCUGACUCAUUUAUAUGCUCCCACAGUCCCACCACAGGUGGCUAAAGGCAAAAGGUAGCCAAGUCUAAUUGUAGGUUUUUGUUUUUUUUUGUUGUCGAUCAUUUAGUCAUAGCAGAAUUUUAUUGUUGCGCAGAAUGUUUUAAAAGGGGUAUUCAGUUUUAGUCAUGAAAUGACUAAAUUUCUAGAUAUGUAUUGUAAGAGUUGUGAGUUGUCACAUGUCAUUUUACAUGCUCAUUAUAUUUGGAGAAGUUGUAAUUAUUGAACUUUAUACGCUUGAAAGACUUGAUAUUUGCAUA